Messenger RNA from Caenorhabditis remanei, 2040 nucleotides. RefSeq lists its product as uncharacterized. Gene Ontology annotation, biological process: innate immune response. The record is from RefSeq and is a predicted model, not a curated record. The coding region runs from base 1 to 2040 and encodes 679 amino acids. NCBI's taxonomy places the organism in Eukaryota, Metazoa, Nematoda, Chromadorea, Rhabditida, Rhabditidae. The transcript has 7 exons. Gene Ontology annotation, cellular component: membrane raft.
AUGUCGAAAUUUCUGGUAGUUCCCGAUGAAGCGUUGACUCCGUUAUAUAUUCAUAGAACAUCAACUACAUAUUUUCUUGAACAGUAUCGCGAUCACUGCAGAUUUUUUGUGAACUAUCCGAAUGGAAAUUCUAAAGGAAAAGAGGAAUUACUUGCUCAGAAUUUGAUCAAAUACGCAGGUCAUCGACUUCGAAUGUAUGGAUCCGCAGCGGAGCUUGCAGAAAGCCUGGAAUUCUACGGAAAAUUCACUGGAAGUCAUAUUUUCUUCAAUGCAACUAACGAGCCGUAUCAGUUGGAUCCAAUCAUCUAUCGAAGUCUCAACAACAAUCAAGAAUACAUCUGCAAUACGGAUAUCUUCGCGAUUCUUCAAAAUAUUCUGCUUCACAUCAAUAUGAGAUGUCCAGACGAAGCUACGCAUAUGGUUGCGUAUUACAUGAAAUCCCUGGAAACUGACAUUAAAAUGCAAUUUGUGAGAUUCGAUCCGAAACUUUUCGAUGAAAUCGAGAAGGAAUUGAGAGUAGAGAUGACGAAGAGUAAGCCAAAUGACGCAGAAAUCAUCGCAGGAGUCGAAGAAUUUUCUGAUAUGGAUUUCGACGAAUGCCUGGGAAAACUGAAAUCUUUGCUCCCUCGGAAUGUGUGGAAUCUGAUGAGAAAUGUCAGAAUGCAAACUCUUUUCGAAAGAACUGGCGGACGAUUAACUUCUUUAUUGCCUAAUCUUGCGUUUCUUGCUUUUAACGAAGCUGAAAGAACUAUCAAGUCUCUGAAAACUUUGAUGAAGAAGCGCCCAGAGCUAUUUCUUCCACGAGAAACUGAAAAAGUGGUCAGAUUGUUUGAAGAUGAAGAUGGUGAGAGAUUCGUGAUGAAAGCGGAGCUUUCGAAUACGUUGGGAACACGUUUGGAUUCUGAAGAUGAUCCGAAUACCCAUUUCACGAUGAACAUGGAUGAUGUGCUUCGGCGAUUUGGAGAAGAGAAAAUUGAGUUCCUCCACUACCCAAUCCGACGAGCCAAGCAUAGGGCGGUUCCAGUUAAAGGACUCGGUUCAACGACAGAUCAGUAUGACUUUUUCAUUCUCGCCGUCGACGCGUUCUUCGAUUUAAUGAAGGACCUUAUCAUCGGUGUUCAAGUGUUUCAAGAUAAGAGCUUUGGAAAGUUCUCACUCGGUUUUCAUGAAUUGGAGAAGAUUUUCAAGCCGGAUUGUACCGAACCAUACUUCAUCAAAACUCAAGCGAUCGAACAACUGAGAGAAUUCGUUGUAAUUGCUACCGAUCAUCAUGAGGACGAUCAAGCGACAAUGAUUCGAAAUGCGAAACCUGAUGGAUUCACUUUGCAGAAUCUUAAGAAUGAGCUGAAUCAUCUGGGUCUCAAAGAAGCUUUUCCGGAAAUCGAAGAGCAUGCUGAAGUGGUUUAUGAGCAUGUGGUUAGAUGCAAGAAGGAGAAAUAUCUGAGAACUUGUGACUUGUUUGAUGCAGUGGAGAAGUGUCAACUGUUGUGUAUUCUCAAUAGAGUUCCGAAUUUCAAAAGAUUCAUUCACAAUCAGAAAGGAUGCGCAAGAGUUCCCGGAUUGAAGUGUGAGAAGUGCGAGAAGGAGACGUCAGAGAUUCAGAACUCAAUGGAAAAUCUUCAAAUCAAAGGAAAUGAAAAGGGGAAAGAGCUGAAAAAGAGAGAAGAUGAGAUGAACCGACUGAAAGAAGAGUUGAAUCGUGAGAAGGAGAGAUUGAACCUAGAGAAGGAGAAGAACAAGAUGCUUCAAGCGGAACUUUUAAAGUUGAAGGCUGAAGACUUGGGAAAUGAUGUAAUUCAACAGCUACUCAAUGGCUUCGCUGAUUCGUCAACUAGUAAUCAGAAGAAAGAUUCGCCAACUACAUCUUACAUUCCUAUUAAAUGCCUCAUUUGUACCACUCGAAUCAGAUCGCCUACCGUUAACAACAUUGGAUGCCCGUCGUGCAAGAAAAGAUUCCACGCAAAUUGUGUGGUCUUCUGGCAGCACUGUCACCAACUGUGCCCAGCAUGCAAUGGAGAAAAUAUGUCGAAUUUCAAAUAA